Messenger RNA from Amoebophrya sp. A120, 4361 nucleotides. The record is from the annotation of a GenBank genome assembly. Lineage: Eukaryota; Dinophyceae; Syndiniales; Amoebophryaceae.
AGCAGUUAAAUUUAGUUGGUGAAGAAAUACUACCUGGCUCCUGCACCUUCCCGCUCUAUAACACAACAAGAACAAUCACCGUCUAAAAGUCUAUCACAAAGAAACAACAAUUUUACUUCUUUCAAGCUUCGUCGUACCUUGACCAUCAGAUCAUGGGUCGGAACAAUCGCGGAGGUAAAGGUAAGGGUAAGAAGAAAACCGGCGCAGGUUCUUCUGCCGCCCCCCCGAGUGAGCAAUGGGAAGAAGGCACUACAGAGGGAACAUCUGUGCUUGCACAGGCGGAAGAUCUUCAUUCUUCCUCAGCACCUGUCCCCACACAGGCCGCACACCAGCAGCAGCCCUUGAUGAAGAUGAAGCCGGACACGCCGCUGGAGAAGCGGUCGCCGAUCGCGGAGCAUGAAUAUCACGGGGACAACGACGACCUUAGUUCCGAAGAAGAUCGAUCCGAGGAGGAGGACCUCGGGUCCGCGCAGCACGUGGAGACGGACUCGGAAGUGGAUUCCUCUUCGGAGGAAGAUGAUGCGAGUAGUGAAGAGAACAGCGACGUGAAUCGCGGAGGUUUGUUUUCGACAAAAAAGAAUGGGACGAUUUCCGGGCGGACGACGGAGGUGCCAACCUCCGCCUCUUCCUCCGCCUCGUCGGCCUCCUCGGCCGAAGAAACGGGGAACGGCAGCACGACCGCAGCGGACCAGCUGAGCAGCCAGUAUUCCACACAGUCCGCCGGAGCGAGACCAAAGACCUGGGGGGAUGAAGGUAAAGAAUUUCUUGUCAACGUGAUUUGAUGGAAACUGCAAGGGAGGUGUGACUGUAAUUGUAAAUACUGAUCUGUAUAUAUCCUCUCAAGAACAGGGAGGAGUCCGAGUCCGCAUAGUUUUGAUUUUCUUGUUGAAUGAAAUACAUAAGAGGUUCUUCGCGUUUUACAAUUACACUCGGAAAAAUGAAGAACCUGUUGUACCUGAAGAACAUAAGUUGAUCGAAAUUGAUAGAGAAAAAUCUUUUCAAAAACUCAGUUUGCCAUCGCGUGCCGAUCGUGUCCCUGAGUGUCACCAUCGCGUUGCUGCACUACUUCUUCAGCAAUUUAGUUAUUUCCUAUGACCCCCGGUACGAGCGCACUUGGUACCUGUACAAGGGGCUUCUCACCCUGUUUCUCGCGCAGCUCUUUUCCCUAAUCUUCGGCGGGCUGGAGAAGAAAAACUAUAUCCCGUACACGUGUUAUGACAGUGCACAGCUCGCCGCCCUUUUUCUUCUUAUUUGUCAGGCAAAUACGAAAAACAGCAACAGCUGGAGCUGCUGCCCUAUGUUUGGCACAGUCUGCAGCAUUCCAAAUUUCGGAACAAGUAGCCUGAGGAACAGUAGCACUUUAUACACCCGGCCUAGAAGAAGUAAGAGCCUGUCAUCGUCAUGCGCUGGUGUUUCUAGUGCUUUUAAAAAUUACACCUGUGUCAAAUGAGGGGGACGAGGGGGGGGGGGGUUGUGCACUCUUAUAAGUGGGGUUUCCAGUACGACGUUGACCAGUUGAGCGACUGGAUGCUCCAGCGAACCACGGACAACCGCCUCCGGGGCUGCAUCCACUGCCAGGGCUUCAAGCCAGACCGGGCCCAGCACUGCAGGGUACUACUUAAGUGAAUAACCAUAAAUUUUUACAAUUUUACCUCCUUGGGUUUUUGAUGUACAAAUUCUUUUUCGUUUCUCCACAUGAUGUCGUUUUGCGUUCCCGCCAUGCGAUGAACAAAAGCUGUUCCCCUGGGAAGGAAAUCCGGCCCACGGAAUUAAUAAAAUCAAAUUGUGCAAACCGAAUAAAACAGAUGACCGGUCGGUGCGUUUUGAAGCUGGACCACUGGUGCCCGUUUCUGCUCCAGACCAUUGGAUACUACAACUACGUGCCUUUUGUCCGACUGCUCGCUAUUUCGUCCCUGCUUCUCGCCAGCAUGUCGUGCGUCAUGUUUGACGCGGUGUCCUCCCGCUGGAUCAAACACUUUUUCCUGCGGUACUACGGGGGCAACAUUGCGGUUGCGCUGAAGGUAAUUUUCGCGGCCACGAUUCCGAUUUUUUGCUCCCUCGUUUUUGGCCUCACCGUCUUCCGGCUGGCACGACCCGCGAUUCCCUGGUACGUCCGGGCCGCGGACUGUCUGAUGAACACGCUGGGUAUCCAGGAAAAAAACUGUGUGAGUGUACUAGCUUUUUUGGGCUGACAGCACGACAAAUUUUUUCUGCAUGAGAGAGAAAGUGGCCUGCAAUGCACAGCUAGCACGUGAAAACAGAAACACGCAUGAAAAGAGGACUUCGUGGUUGUUUACUGGCAUGACAAGUGUAAAACAACUCUUUUGCGUUUUCUGCAUCACAAACUUAGUGCACUCACACAGUUUUUUGCUUGCAUACUGGCGAUUGCGUGUUUACUGCUGAACGAACUGGUCGUGAUCCCGUACCUGACCGAGGGCUACGCGCCGUUUUUCGCGAUCACCACGCAGACCGUCUUGGCCUUCUUGUCGGUCCUCCUCAUUUUCUUCUUCGGCUUCCACCUCCACCUCGCCUCGCGCAACGAAACGACCUUCGAGCACUGGGCCAAGAAGCGGCAGCGGGUGCCGAUCGUGGAUUUCUCCCUGGGCACGAAGUGGGCAAACCUCCGGAACAGCGGGAUUGUCUCGCUGCAGUUUGUGUUGCCGUACGACAUCGUGUUCGCCCCGCUGUCGCAGCUGGUGCGGGUGGUCGACCAAAAAAACAAGAACAAGUCGGAGGAAGGUAUUUUUAUACAUCUAGUUGUACUUAAUUUGUAAACGAUGUUCGUGAACAGCAAUGAAUACCUACUUUAUCGUCCAAGUGACGCACUAAGUCAUGUAUAUCAAUCAAAAAUAUGCGACUUGUAGUUUGAGCUGAAAAAAUAAAAAUCUUCCACUGGGUCUGGGAAAAAUAAACAUAAUCUGCAAAAAUCGACUCACACUCAUGGCAGAUGCGAGCGUUGAUGACGGCAUGGUGGCCAGCUUCGCAGAACUUCGGAGAGGGGGCUACGUUUUCGACACGGCUGCGACGCUGAAGUUUACCGCUCAGUGCGUGUUGGAUAAGAAGACGGAGUGAGGUCUUUAACACAGGUCUUCAGAAGAAUCGUUGUCAGGAGCACACAAAAAUAUCUUCGAGGAAAUUUAGAUAAACCCUCAUCGUACUUUCAUUUCGAAAUAGUCAAAUUGAAAUCGUAAGCUUCUUCUCCAACCGGAUGUUUGUAUCUAUGUAUGAUUUCGAUUUAGUUUGUAAAAAUGUACCAUGUACAAAAAAUUAUGCUGAACUUUGUUAGCCUGUAUGCUGUUGUAUGUGGAAAAAAUUCUCGUGCUCCAAGUGAAUCGGAAGACGAACUUCAUGCUGCAAUAGGCAUCGAGAAACUUUUCAUACUCAUGUGCAUGCUCUUGCCUCUUCUAACACGUAGAAAAACCCUAAUUCGAAGAUCUGCACACCGUUUUUUUUCUUCAAGAAGCGCACUUUCCUUUUUUCAGAAAUGCCUACCCUGCAAAUAUUAAUUAUCCCAGUAGUACAGCAAGGACGCCAUUAAGUCCAAUUAAUAUUGCAGUCCACCACCCCGAGAAGAGUAGAAAUGCUGUAUGCGGGCACUUUCAUAGAUCAUGUACUAGUAGUAGUACUGGCGGAGCUACGCUCGCUUUGACGGGAACUAAAACUACAUGUACAGCUACAGUCUCGGGUUUGUUUUUACAAUGAAUCUCUAGAACUAGGAGCAGGGAUAACGUGCCAGCUGCAGCAGAAUCUUUCUUCCCCCUCCUCCUCCAGAGUUCACGACAUGUAAAAAAAUCACUGUCCCGAGAAACUUUGUAUUCCCUUUUUAUUUUAGAUUGCAGGAAGUCUCAUCAAAUCUCUACUUUCCAGAAGUUUUUGCACUGCUAGCUUUAAGAAUCCAGCACAGGGCAACAAGACAGAAGCCUGCUGAAGUAGUCCGGUCGUGCCAGAGGAGACGAGAUGAUUGUCAUCGAUGUUCGACUGCUGUUUCUGCAGCGAAUUGGCCACUUUUCGUUUUUGCACUUCGUUGCACUACAAACAUCUCUCUAAUGCUGACGUCGGGACUGAAGCUAAUACCUCAUCGGUUUUUAUUUCGUUUAUGGGUUUCAUUUUUUAUCAUUCGUCCAAGUUGUCCACGAGGCAGAAUACAAAUAAAUCGUGAAUUCUGCAGCAGUGCAAGACCUCAAAUCGGACCUUGUUCUUUGAGUGCGGUUAUUUCAUCUGGGCGGGGCGAAAGCACAACCAAGAACACCCAAAAUCGUGCUGUACGUACGCUCAAUAUCAAUCGCCGAAAGAACAAAUCGUACAUAUCAAACGAAGUUUGGUUUUCGUUGGAGUACUGCGCACAAGAACCACAUCUCAAG